Messenger RNA from Necator americanus (New World hookworm), 1749 nucleotides. RefSeq lists its product as uncharacterized. NCBI's taxonomy places the organism in Eukaryota, Metazoa, Nematoda, Chromadorea, Rhabditida, Ancylostomatidae. Gene Ontology annotation, biological process: 5-phosphoribose 1-diphosphate biosynthetic process; ribonucleoside monophosphate biosynthetic process; purine nucleotide biosynthetic process. Gene Ontology annotation, molecular function: ribose phosphate diphosphokinase activity; magnesium ion binding; ATP binding. The record is from RefSeq and is a predicted model, not a curated record. Gene Ontology annotation, cellular component: ribose phosphate diphosphokinase complex; cytoplasm. Bases 1 to 1749 code for a protein of 582 amino acids. The transcript has 21 exons.
AUGGUCCCUCCACCGUUAAAUAGUCCGAAGCCGCUCUAUCCAACGGCACCAACUCUCUUUAUGCUUCGUCCCCGACGUGGUUUUGUCAGGCGAUCACUACCGAAGUGCUUUCACGCUGAGGAAAUUUAUCGAGGAUCUUGGGUCGAUUUGACCACCGGUCAGACUUCACAGUCGAAACCAUCGAGCGCAAGAGUACCACCGUUGCCGUCACAUACUGAUCACGUUAGAAUGCCUAACAUCAAAGUGUUUUCCGGAUCUUCACAUCGUGAUCUGUCGCAACGUAUAUGCGAAAGGCUCCAACUAGAGGUGUCGAAAGCAUCGUUGAAGAAGUUUAGUAAUAAGGAAACAAAUGUUGAAAUUGGCGAAUCAGUACGUGGCGAGGAUGUAUACAUCAUUCAGUCAGCUGCAGGAGAAAUCAAUGACAAUUUAAUGGAACUCCUUAUCAUGAUUAAUGCUUGUAAAAUUGCCUCAUCAUGUCGAGUAGCAGCCGUAAUCCCAUGCUUCCCGUAUGCUCGUCAGGAUAAGAAGGAUAAGUCGCGUGCGCCGAUAUCAGCAAAAUUGGUUGCUAAUAUGCUCUCAGUGGCUGGUGCAGACCAUAUUAUAACAAUGGAUCUUCAUGCGUCUCAAAUACAGGGUUUCUUUGACAUCCCUGUUGACAAUCUCUAUGCCGAGCCAGCCAUAUUAAAAUACAUCAAAGAAUCGAUACCAAACUGGCAAACGUCAGUGAUUGUAUCUCCUGACGCAGGAGGUGCAAAAAGAGUGACGUCAAUCGCUGAUCGCCUGAAUGUUGACUUUGCGCUCAUUCACAAAGAACGAAAACGUGCAAAUGAGGUAGAGAAAAUGACAUUGGUCGGAAAUGUCGAGGGAAAAGUUGCCAUACUUGUUGAUGACAUGGCGGAUACAUGUGGAACGAUCUGUAUGGCUGCUGACAAACUCGUCGAAGCAGGCGCAGAAAAAGUGUACGCAUUCUGUGUCCAUGGAAUCUUCUCAGGACCAGCAUUGCAACGUCUAAACAAUUCGAAGUUUGAAGCUGUUGUAGUGACGAAUACAAUUCCUCAGGAUGAGAAUAUGAAGCAGUGUCCGAAAAUUCAGUGCAUUGAUAUUUCAAUGAUUCUUGCGGAGGCAAUUCGUCGUACACACAACGGUGAAUCAGUAUCGUACCUAUUGUACUGCAAAAUCUGUCGGAUGCGGUUAGAUCUUGUUUUGAGCUUCCUAGCACUCCUCUUCGCAAAUUCAAAUGCUCAAACAUGGACGACUGGAGACAAUUCAACAGUUGUUGGUUGUAGUACCCAUUGUGCACUUAACGAUGAUGAUCUGACUUGCUGGAACACAACUUUGAAUUUCUUUUCCAAAGUGCUUAUUGGGCAACUGAGACAUUACAUAGCUGUUCAGGUCGAUAUCGAUCAGUGGCAUCGUCGACACGGAAAACCGGGUGGUCAGGAUAUGGAUUUGGUCGCUUCCGAAAUUGAGACUUCUUUCUUGAGCGAACUUCAACCGAAAGAUAUUCUUCAAAAGUCUACGGUUACGCAGGUUGCAAAGAUCCUCAGUGAUAGGAUUCGUAAUGUAUCUGACCAUGUAAUCACAUGGGUUCCACAUUUCCAAUGUCCCAUACCUUGUGAAUAUCGCCGUAACAAUUACCGCAAUCUGUUGAUAGCUUCGAUGAUCUUGAAUGCAUUGAGACUCGAUUGGUUAACUCGUAACAUGAACUGCUGCCUAGUGCCGAGUUACCACCAGAAACACUUUCCUUGA